UGAGCCAGAGAGAGAGAGGAGGGGAGAGAUGGGGGGAUGAAUAACGUCGGGGUGGGACACUGAAGGGACGGUGGGCUCAGCUUGCAGCUGGACGAGAGAGCUGCACAGAGGGAAACAACUGCGCAGCAGGGAAUGAGAUUGGUACGCAGGUGAAAAAAAGCGCAAUUGGAUGCAUGAGUUUCCAAUUAAAUUACUUGAACUUGCGUUGUAGAUAACCGUUUCCAGGAGCAAAUAGAUCCGCAGUAGAGGGGAAGCAGGGCGAGAUGCGCUGCGUCCCUGGCGCCGCGGGCGCGCUAUCCGAGGACACGAGGAUCGACAGCUGCGCACGUACACCCCGCUUUUAGAUGGCUCCAACAUUUGGGGUGCAAAACAGGUGUCAGGGAAGUGUCGUCACGAACCCCGGAAGCCGGAGGAGGUGGGAACAUCAGAGGGAAAGAUGGCAGCGAAAUCCGAUGGUCGCGGGGUCGUCACCGGUUUCGCCCAGCUGCACAACCUGGACGAGGUGGUGGGCACCGGAGAGGACGACCCUCGGAACAGCAGCUCGUUCCACAUAUGUCACUGCUGCAACACCUCGUCGUGCUACUGGGGCUGUCGGAGCGCCUGCCUGCAUUACCUCCGGGGGAAGGGGAAGGGGAGAGAUGCGGCGCGGCCACCGCAGGAGGAGCGCCUCUGGCUGGACUGCCUGUGGAUCAUCCUGGCGCUGCUGGUCUUUUUCUGGGACGUGGGGACCGACUUGUGGCUGGCCGUUGACUAUUACCACAAGCAGGACUUCCUGUGGUCGUGCCUGACCCUGUUCUUCGUUCUGGUGCCCUCGGUUCUGGUCCAGAUCCUGAGCUUCAGGUGGUUUGUGCAGGAUUACACCGGAGGGGGACUGGGCUCCGUGGAGGGGCUGAGUCGUAGAGCUACGGCCACUCUGCAGAGAGACAGCUGCUGCCGCCUCUCUGUCUGGGUCUGGCAGACCGUCAUACACAUAUUUCAAUUGGGACAAGUGUGGAGGUACAUCCGCACCAUGUACCUCGGGAUACAGAGUCACCGGCAGAAGGAGAACCAGCGGCGCUUUUACUGGGCCAUGAUGUACGAGUAUGCCGAUGUCAACAUGCUGCGACUGCUAGAGGCCUUCUUAGAAAGUGCCCCUCAGCUGGUGCUGCAGCUCUGCAUCAUGAUCCAGAGCAACAAGGCUGAGUGGCUGCAGUGUGUCUCUGCCGUUUCCUCCCUCCUAUCCCUGGCCUGGGUGCUAGCCUCUUACCACAAACUCCUGCGCGAUUCACGCGACGACAAGAAGAGCAUGAGUUACCGAGGUGCCCUGGUGCAUCUGUUCUGGCGCCUUUUCACCAUCUCCUCACGGGUGCUCUCCCUCGCUCUGUUUGCCUCGGUGUUCCACAUCUACUUUGGCAUUUUCGUGGUGCUCCAUUGGUGUGCCAUGGCUUUCUGGGUCAUCCAUGGCGGCACCGACUUCUGCAUGUCCAAGUGGGAGGAGGUCCUGUUCAACAUGGUGGUGGGCGUGGUCUACGUCUUCUGUUGGUUCAACGUACGUGCGGGCCGGACGCGCUGCAGAAUGGUGGCCUAUUACACACUCGUUCUGUUAGAGAACGCCAUCCUCAGCCUCCUGUGGUAUGCGUACCGUGACCCAGUCACCACUGACGCCUAUGCCUCCUUUGCCCUCUGUGGCGUCUUCCUGUGCUUUGCCUCAGGUGUGGCCUGUAUGGUUCUAUACUACGGGGUCCUUCACCCUAUGGGCCCCCGGUUGAGGGUGCUGGCCAGCUCCUGCUGUGCUGAGCUUCUGUGGGGCCUUCCACUACCCCCCGAGGCCGAGCCCAUGGCUCCCACACCGGGCCACCGCGGCUCUCAGGCCACUCCCACGCGGGGUCUGGCGGGGGAAUACGAGGAGUCCGACGAAACCCCGACGGACACCUGCCUUCCGGUUUUCCAGGUGAGGUCCACGGAGCCCGUGGACGCAGCUGGAAGGCCCAUCCAGCCCGAGGGUCCUCUCAUCAAGAUAGACAUGCCCAGAAAACGCUACCCGGCCUGGGAUGCACACUUUGUGGAUCGCCGCCUGCGCAGGACCAUAAACGUGCUGCAGUACAUUAGCCCUAAUGCGGUGGGCAUCAGGUAUAGGGACGGCCCGCUUCUCUAUGAACUCCUGCAGUACGAGUCCUCCCUCUGAAAGCUUCUCCUUCCACAGCUACUGUCCCCUCCUCUUACACACCACGGUGCACAUGCGUCCCUUUCUUUCACACCGCUCUUCCUCCUCUCCGGAUAGUAUCUCUUUCCAUUUGACACUCGGCUCUCUCCUUGUCUCCCUUCUGAUCAUUCAGUUCUCCCAGCAGGAGAUGUGUGUUUGUAAACCGAAAAUCUGUCCAGACUAAACACGGUCAUGAUUUAUUUUUGGAACAAAACAUCCAGUAUACAGAGAAAAUUAUGAACCUACAAUAUUUGAUAUGACGUCAAGUAUCAUAUAAUUCCCUCUACAUGGAUAGAGGAAAGGUUCUGAAUGAGUGUGUAGAUAACAUAUGAAUGUUUCAUUAUGAAAUGUGAUUAAUGCAUUAUACUGUAUUGGUGGUUCAAAUAUGUGAAUACUUGUGAAGGGCAUACUGUAUGUCCCUGUGACUUGAGUCUGGCGCAAAGCCUGAUGGGAAUGAUGGAGGAGGGUGUCAGAGGGGACAGGUCUUUGCACAUCUCGACAUUUACUGCCAUUCUUUAUGUAAGUUAUUGAAGUGUAUGACAAUGUUUACCAAGUCCUCAGCCCACAAGCACUGAAAUUCUUAUCAUGACCCUGUAGAUUACAGAAAGGACACAAUCACAGACGUUUCCAAGAGAAGCACUUCAAAACAGAUUUUUCUUCUGUGAGCGUACGUGGCUCAAGUGUUUCCUGGCUGUUCUAUUUCUGUUCAAAAUCCUUAAUCAUAAUCGCAUCAUGCAUGGAGGAAAAAAGAAGCACGUUGACCUUCAAUCAGUUCCACCCACACAUUCAAUAUUACGAUGCAGACUGCCCUCCAGUGGAGGCGAGCUGCACCAGCCUUACUUGGUCAUUUUCUCCCAACGUUUUGACAGCACAAAGUUGUAAGAUCACCCACCACCUGAGAUUACAAAAUAAGACACAAUGAAAGGGAUGUCGCAUGUAGUUGAAAUGAGCACAACAUUUUCUAAAUUGGUGGGUAGAGAACAAUAAUUAAAAACAUUCCAAAGACUUUUUUUUAAAGUUUGUAAGUCAAGUAGAGGGUAGAAAGGUAGAAAUGUGUGCAAAGAAUCAAGGAAUCCUCCACCAUUCCCUUCUAAAUCCUAGAAGUUACUCCCGUAUACAACCUACCUAAUAUGAUUAUUAUCAACAAAUGUUUUAGGUUGAUCAACAUAUGCUUAUUGGGUGCAAAGACAUGUAAUACGUUCUUGAAAAAGAAAAAAAAAACAAAUCGGAGAAAAUAUUUCUAUGCUAUUACACUUCAGUACUUAUUCGUGUCCACGUUUAUAACCAUUGACAUAACUGUAUUUUGCCUAACCACUUUUUUUACAUAACAAAAAAUGUUGUGCAGUGUUCAAAGCUCCUCAUAGGUGCAACUGUUCUGAAACAAAAAGCCAAAUCGCGUCUCACAGUACUGUCUUUCCAAUUUAUCUGC
This is a messenger RNA of Pungitius pungitius (ninespine stickleback), 3611 nucleotides long. RefSeq names its product XK, Kell blood group complex subunit-related family, member 6b (gene xkr6b). NCBI's taxonomy places the organism in Eukaryota, Metazoa, Chordata, Actinopteri, Perciformes, Gasterosteidae. The record is from RefSeq and is a predicted model, not a curated record. Gene Ontology annotation, biological process: phosphatidylserine exposure on apoptotic cell surface; engulfment of apoptotic cell; apoptotic process involved in development. Gene Ontology annotation, cellular component: plasma membrane. The transcript is spliced from 3 exons. Bases 437 to 2164 code for a protein of 575 amino acids.